Acaulospora morrowiae is the source of this 1135-nucleotide messenger RNA. The record is from the annotation of a GenBank genome assembly. NCBI's taxonomy places the organism in Eukaryota, Fungi, Glomeromycota, Glomeromycetes, Diversisporales, Acaulosporaceae.
GGUUCAAUAUGUCAAAGGAUCCUCUGCUUUUCGUCGAAGUCUUGUGAAAGCCAAAGCGGAAUCCGCUAGCGCGGCAUUUUUACUGGCUCCCAAAUUUACCAAGAAUGAUGACGAAAUUGAUGCGGCACAGCUCAUGAGAGCUUUGGCAUUGAAGAAAUACAAUAAUGAUUUACCAUUAUAUGUUCAAGUUCACUUACCUGAAAAUAUAUCUCAUUUCGAUUUCUUGGCUGAGGAUGUGAUAUGUAUAGACGAAUUAUCCAUGGGUCUUAUGGCUCAAAGUUUGGUCACUCCCGGAUUUGCCUCACUUGUUGUAUUGCUUACCACUUCCGUUACUGAUAGAGUCGCGAAUGAAUUAUCCCAUAACGCAAUAAGACAAAAACCAGAAUUAAAGUGGGCAACCGAAUAUAUUCGUGGCAUGCAACAGGAAAUAUAUGCAGUUGAACUUUCUGAAUUCGAGGGAAAAACAUUCUUGGAAUGUUCCGAGCUUAUUUAUGUGCACUUGGACGCGGUUCUUUUCUCCAUUGGGGCAUGCAAGACAAGUGAAAAGACUUCCUCGACAUUCGUUAAAAACAAUUCUUCUCGUAUUCAAGUUUAUUUAAAUCCUCAGGAUUACGUGAUCAAGGGAAAUGAAAUCGGUUUCGUCAUUUCUGACAACGCUAGAAUAGCCUCCAAGGUGGCAAAAUUUAAUCAUAAAAAAAAUAAACGGUUUGAUCCGUAUGGGGGAAUGCAAUUUCUCCGUUCAACUAAGAGUUUCUUCCAACUAAAUAAAAAGGAUGAGAAAGUUGAUAAAGUUAAUAGUGAUCUUGAAAGAAAUGGAACAAAUGAUGAUUAUUCUACAAUGGUCAUAUCAACAUCUCCACCCUCCACUCAAGUUCCCGGUGAAGAUGAGCCAUCGAAUAUAAGAGACGAGUCAGAAUGCAUAAGCAUGCUUCCAAAAUCCGAUACAGAACGAUCAGAAGUUUUACGUAAGAACAUCGAGAAGGCAAAGGCAUAUUGGGAUAAGCCAGUCGAUAGCGGUAUCGAAGAAGUGAGAAAUCACGUUUUGAUAUGCAAUUGUUCGAACCAAUUUCCUGAAAAUCUGGAUAUCUUUGUAAUGGCGCUUCGAGAAAGGAAUUCGUCAUGCCGGGAUAUGCCG